AUUCUACUUUUCUGUUGUUGUGUCACUUGUACCCAGAAUUUAGUCACUUUUAUGAUUUGGUAAUGUUUAGAAAAAGUGAUUUUAUUUUUUAAGUUGUUUUAAUUUCUUCACAUGUGUGUUUUAUAGUUUAUUUUCCUUGCAAGUGGACUGGAGACAGUUCAAUAAUUUGAUUUUCAAAAUUAUAGUGAAAUAGCUGGAAACUUUUGUCUCCGUGAGGACGGUAUCUGUACCUUAUCUUUUAUAUAUUUUUAAAUUGGAUUCAUAUCAUUUGCAUGGACCAUUAUACCCCUUGCUUGUUACUGGGAUGCCGCAGGUUCCAACUCGCAUUCCUACCAUCAGUGGGAUGUUGCGGGUUCCAACUUGCAUUGCUGCAAUCGGAUGUCAUGAACAAUUACAACUGAGCUGGUUUAUCAGACAUUGACAUUGACAUUUUCUUUUUGUUAUCUUAUUGGUGUGCAUUUUAUUAUGGUCAUGAAUUUGAUACACAAUUUCUAUGGUUUUUCUCAUCUUGCUAAGUCCCCUUCAGUCACAUGGUUUCAUAUGUUAAAGGUUUGUAGAUGAAAAAGUAGUAUGUUUUGGAUUGCAAGGUGGUUGAUUGGUUCACAAAAUUAAUGGAUAGUUUUCAAAUCUGAAAUAAAACUCAGGAAACUGUCUAUCAUCAUGAGCAGAAAGGUUUACAGUGAGAGUAAGUCGGGGAAGUCAUCUAUGCCAAAUGCUGCUGAUUAUCAUCAAGAAAUUCAUAAAAAUGAGGAAGAUAUAGCUUUAAAAUCUUACCGGAGUCGCCACAAGCACGGGAAUCAUGGAAGGGAAUAUGAAGAUGAGAUGGUUAAGUACAUGUCCAAUUUGCCGGGUUAUUUACAAAGGGGGAGAGAAGAAAGUCGGGAUAAAGUUUUAAAUGUCGGCGUUCUAGAUUGGAACCGUCUAGAACAAUGGAAGAACAGCCGUAAAGAUGCAUCACAUAGAAAUAGAAGGAGUUCGUCAUCAAACAAUGAUUCCUCUUCUGUAUUAAAAGACGGUUUAUCUGGUCAUUCUAGCAAAGAUCAAGGGACAAUAUUGCGUCAGUCGCUGAAAUCUCACUUUAUGGCGUCUUCGAUUCAAGACCAUUCUCAAGCUGUUAAAUCCUCUAGAAGAAGUAUUGGACACUGUCAGGAUUUUAGAGGUAGCAUCGGUAAUAUUGACACGAAGGACCAUCCUAAUAGAAGACUGAAAGAAUUCAACAGGGAAUAUUUGGAUCCGCAUAUUGAUAAGGAAAGUGGCAUCAUGCGAAAUGAGAAAUUGCACAAAGCAGCGUCAAGUGCUAUGCUAGAAAUGCGUACUAGAGAUAGUGGAACGGGAAAAAGAGUAGAGAAAUUGAAUGAACCAAAUAUUGAUAAUGUUGUGCAAAGUAUGCUAAGAAAAAGAGAGCCGUUUGUUCUUAAUUUGCCUACAAAGUCAGAAGAUCAUUCACUAUCAUUCUUAGCUCAGAAGUCAGAAGAUCAUACUCGAUUGAGCUUUUCAGAACAGCCGAAGGAAUUCUUUCGUAAAGAACUAAAUCAUGAUAUUUCGCAUUCCGGUUCACUUCCAGAUGAACUUAGCUGUAAUGAUUCUCAAGAUAAAGGUUCUGCUUGCAGUUCCACAGAUUUGGAAAGUUUCAAACUUCCUGCUUCUACUUUUUCAUCGCCAGCAUCUACUCCCUCAUCACCUUUAUCAGUCAGAGUAGAAAUAAGCCCGCCCAAAUCUAGAAAAGCUGAAGAAAUGAAACAAACCACGGCCAAAAUUUCAUCUGCGAAUGUGCCUCUACAUGAAGUAGACCAAAAAGUAACAUCUGAAAAGUCAAGAAGCUCUUCACCUUUUCGUCAAUCAAGCAUCGGCUAUUCAAGUAGAGGUUCUGCUUGUAAAGAGACUGGACACGUGCGGCAUCAGAGCUCUAUAACAGCUGCUGAAUAUAAUGCCGACAAUGUGAGAGGUUGUGGUAACUUAAACAUUUCAGGAAAUGAUAAACCUGGUGAUGCUGGUAGAAGCAGGACGAGCCCUUUAAGGAGGUUACUGGAUCCAUUGCUGAAACCAAAGACGGCUAAGUUCAGUCACUCCAUGGACUCAUCUCAGAAAGAUUCCUUGUCAACUAAUAAGAAUUAUAGGUCAGCUAAUGCGAGAUUUUCAACUCUACAUCCAAUCAAAGAAGUGGAUAGGGACCAUAAGGACGGUUGUAGUGCAGUUAAGACCGCCGAUUCUUCAAGGGACAAGAAGCACUCUCCAUCAACGACUCAAGCUCUUCUGAGAAUUGCUGUGAAGAAUGGUUUGCCUCUUUUUACAUUUGCUGUUAACCAAAUUGACGGUAACAUUCUUGCAGCCAAAGUGAAGAACUUAGGCGGCGGCUCUGGAAAAGACGAAUGCAAUCGCUUCUAUACCUUUUUAACCUUUAGCGAGGUUAAGAAGAAGAAUGGAAGUUGGAUGAGUAAAGCAGGCAGAUGCAAAGAACCUGAUUACGUUCCCCAAGUUGUGGCUCAAAUGAAGGCUUCUGAUUUGCAUUAUUAUGAUUUAACCGGCCAGAAUUGUAUGGACUCCUCUACCGUGAAAGAGUUUGUUUUGUUUUCUGUAAAGCUCGGGCAAGGCGAUGCCCAGGACGCCGACUAUCAGCCAAAUGAUGAACUUGCUGCUAUAACCGUCAAAAUACCUAAGGCUAUCAGUUUCAUUAACAAUCAACAUCAUAGCAGUUGCCACAGUGAUAGUCAUGACGUCGUCCAAGCAACAGUUGUGCUCCCAGGUGGGGUUCAUAGUUUUCCAAGUAAAGGCGGACCUUCAUCACUACUAGAGCGCUGGAAAUCCGGGGGAUCAUGUGACUGCGGCGGCUGGGAUUUGGCUUGCAAACUUAAAAUUCUUGCUAGUGAAAAUCAAGCCAGUAGAAAACCAUGGUCAUCCAAAUCUCAUUUUGCAGAUUAUCAAUUCGAUCUUUUUGUUCAGGGGAACGAACAAGAUCCGUGCCCAGCAUUCAGCUUAACCCCCUUAGAAAAUGGUAUGAGUUCCGUAGCCUUUGACUCGUCGCUCUCACUUUUGCAAGCAUUCGCCAUUUGCAUUGCCUUAGUUGAUAGCAAGUUGCCCUGUGAGCUUUCUGGAUCAAGAAACUCCAUUGAAGGAAAAAACCAAAAGGAAACACUAUCCUCGCAAACCGAAGAACUAAAGGCUUUUGGUAAAUUACAGGACAUUCCUACCAGUUAUGUUUCUAAUCCACCAGUUUCUCCUGUUGGUAGGGUCUAAAAUUAACAUGUGGUAGAGACAUGUCUCCACAAGCUAGAGUAUAAGAUUAUACAAGGAUCUUAAUAUUUAUAGAAGGUUCUUAGUAUUUUUUUCUGUUUAUUUUUCUUUAACAGAAGCAAGUAUUUCUGCUAAAAAAUGCACAAUAUGAUAAACAACUAUUCUCAUAUAUCAAUCAAUUUAACUGUUAAUAGUAUGAGUAAAUUGUUUUCUAUUAUUGUGCAUUUUUUCUCAAUACUUGUUUCACCAUUGAAAUAAAUACCAGCACUGUAAUGUAAUCAUAAUGCUUUGGUAAGAAAUAUGGUUUGGCUGACGCAGAUUCCAAGGGUGGGAAAAAUAUCAUCGUGCAGAAGAUCAAGUAUCACCGAGAAUUAUCAAACCAUAGUAUCUAGAUGCUAUUGUUUGUUGAGUUUUAGCAUAUAUCCAGGAGAGGCCUAAUCUAUAUUUAUAAAUUAUAACUAAGGACUGUGUUUGUGUUAAGAGUUUCAUAUCCGACAAUAUAUGAGCUGAACAUGUAUUUAUAAAUAGGGGUAAUUCUCACUCUAUGAACCGGUUUUAUAGGGAUGAGUUAGGUUUAAUCACAUUUCUUAACAUGAUAGCAGAGUCAUUAGGUGCAACCAAAAAGAAUGAAACUAGACAAACAAAGUUAAGGUUUGAUUAUCUAUUUUCUUUAAGGGUUUAACACAAGGCCAUACCAAAACUAUGAAAUAAUUAUGAGAGCAUGUAUAAUGUUGGAUUCCAGAAAAGAGUACAUUUAAUAAAGGAAAAGUUUUCUUUAUCUUUUGUACAACUUUGCUUCAUUUUAUUUAUGAUUCAAUGAGCAUGUGCGAAUGUGCCUUACUAGUCAUGCUGUAGACCUUGUGUUCAUUAGCCUC
Molecule: messenger RNA, 4106 nt
Organism: Vicia villosa (hairy vetch)
Lineage: Eukaryota; Viridiplantae; Streptophyta; Magnoliopsida; Fabales; Fabaceae
Exons: 3
Coding region: 661-3234 (857 amino acids)
Source: RefSeq, a predicted model, not a curated record